AUGAAUUCAUUUAUCAUUAAUAACAUACAAUACCAUUCAAAAUCAAGAUUUCCAAACAGUAAUUCAUCCAAUGAUGUAUAUUUAGUGUCUGGUAUAAAUAACGGUUUGAUAAACUAUAAAAAUAAACAACAAAUUUAUGAAAGAGUUGAGAAUGAAAUCAAAGCAAUGAAAUUACUCCAAGAUAAUCCAAGAUUUGUACAACUUGUUGACUAUCAUGAUGAUAAAGACAAUCAAAUCUUUCAUAUCAUCACUGAAUAUUGCAAAGGUGGUGAUCUUGAACAAGAGUAUAAGAGUUUAAUUGAUCAAAAUCAAAUCAUGGAAGAAUCAGAAAUUUGUAAUUAUAUUUCACAACUUUUCAAUAUUCUUUUGGAUCUUGAUGAGCUUGAAAUUGUUCAUUGUGAUAUCAAACCAUUAAACAUAUUCAUUGGCUUCGAUAUAUAUUAUAAUAUUAAAUUGAUACUUGGUGAUUUUGGAUGUUGUAAAUUCAUUGAUAAAUCAACAAUCAUUAAAUAUCAAGAUACAAAAAAUCACAAUCUUGAGUCAACUGUUGUGACAACAACAGGUGUUUCUAAUUUGAAAUCUAUCGAUACAGUCAUGGAUGAUCCAAAUGCAACUCGUGGAACUCAUGGUUUUAUUUCACCAGAAGCAAUGAAUCGACAAUAUGCUCAAUCAUCUGACAUCUUUUCAAUAGGAUCAACGAUACUCAAAUUAUUAUGUUGCCACCAAGAAGAUCAAAAUAAUCAUACUCUAUUCCAACAUACUGGCGAAAUUAAGAUUUCUGAAUCCAGAUAUUCAAAACAAUUGAUUGACUUAAUUCAUCAAUUGUUGGAUCAGAGUCCAAAGAAUAGAGAAUCGAUCAAUCAAUUAUUGAACAAGUAUAUUAAAACUAUCACCGAUCGUCAAACAAUUAGAUUCAAUUUAAAUAUUAAAUUCCGAAAUACCUCAGAACAUAUCACCAGAAUUGAAUUUGGUGACGAUUUUAAUCAACCAAUUCAUUCUAAUUCACUCCCUCCAAAUCUAACAUCAUUAUCAAUUGGAGAUUUUUUCAAUCAACCAAUAUCUAUUGAUGCACUUCCAAAAUCACUCAAACAUUUAUCAUUAGGAUGGUCUUUCAACCAAAAUUUUGAACUAGGAACUUUACCAUCCUCUCUUAAAUCAUUAAUUUUGUUAGGAUUCAACCAAAUAUUAUCAAAAGAUGUGUUCCCUAAAUCACUAAAAUUAUUGGUGUUUGGGGACGAAUUCAAUCAAGUAUUAUCAAAAGGUGUGUUACCUAAAUCACUAAAAUCAUUGGUGUUUGGAGAUGAAUUCAAUCAAAUAUUAUCAAAAGAUGUGUUACCUAAAUCACUGGAAUCAAUGCAGUUUGGAGUUGAAUUCAAUCAAACAUUAUCAAAAGAUGUGCUACCUAAAUCACUAAAAUCAUUGGAGUUUGGGGAUGAAUUCAACCAAACAUUAGCAGUCGGUGUGUUACCUAAAUCACUGGAAUCAUUAAAGUUUGGAGAUGAAUUCAAUCAAAUAUUAUCGAAAGGUGAAUUACCUGAAUCACUAAAAACAUUAGAAUUGCAGGUCUACAAACAUAAAAUUGAGAGAGAAGUUCUGCCACAACAUCUUAGAGAGUUAAAUUUUAAUUUACUUGAUCAACCAUUGGAUAAGGGAGUAUUACCACGAUUUCUCCAAAAUUUAUGUCUUGGCUCUUAUAAACAUAUGAUUGGAGUAGGUGUUCUUCCAUCUUCACUUCAAAGAUUAUCAAUUUUUGAUCAAUGUUUAACAAAAACCAAUUUUGGAACACCUUUACCGAAAUCAAUGGAAUCACUCUUUAUUGGUAGAUAUCAACCAGACUCGAGCAAAGAAGACAACAUGAACUUCCAUUCUCCACUAGAUGAUCUGAUAGAGGCUAACAGAACAGAACUAACCUCAACCUCAUCUUCUCAUUAUUCAUACAAAUUCCUUUCCAAUCUAAAAAUCCUUGGAAUUUAUCUUGGUGGUUUUUUUGAUGAUCUUCACGAAAAAUUCGAAGGAUUGAUAUUAACUUCUUCUGAUGAUUCACUUUCAUUUAUCAAAGAAUUCUAUCCAGAAUAUUAUUCAACACACAAUUUAUCCAAUUUCAGAGAUUGCUCCACUGAUUCUCAAAACCAUCAAAUCAAAGGAGAAUACAUCACCGCUCUACUUUUAACGACACACAUAACACUGGAAAACAAAAAAUCUAAAUAUUUCGAAUAA
Molecule: messenger RNA, 2217 nt
Organism: Heterostelium album PN500
Lineage: Eukaryota; Evosea; Eumycetozoa; Acytosteliales; Acytosteliaceae
Product: Putative calmodulin-binding protein
Exons: 5
Coding region: 1-2217 (738 amino acids)
Biological process (GO): protein phosphorylation
Molecular function (GO): protein kinase activity; ATP binding
Source: RefSeq, a predicted model, not a curated record